Molecule: messenger RNA, 2343 nt
Organism: Penicillium oxalicum
Lineage: Eukaryota; Fungi; Ascomycota; Eurotiomycetes; Eurotiales; Aspergillaceae
Exons: 3
Coding region: 1-2343 (780 amino acids)
Biological process (GO): DNA-templated transcription; positive regulation of transcription from RNA polymerase II promoter by galactose
Cellular component (GO): nucleus
Molecular function (GO): zinc ion binding; RNA polymerase II cis-regulatory region sequence-specific DNA binding; DNA-binding transcription factor activity, RNA polymerase II-specific
Source: RefSeq, a predicted model, not a curated record
AUGUUCCACACCUUUGAAGGGUUUGAAAACCCAACGGCAGCGACGCCUGCCCGCGCAGCGCGUCCUCCUAACCCAGAACGCCGGGACUCCGUCACCCGACGGGUCACCACACUACGCGCCUGUACUUCCUGUCGUCAUCGCAAGAUCAAGUGUGAUGGCGAGAAACCAUGUGAAGCAUGCAGGUGGUAUAAGAAAGCCGAUCAAUGCCAUUAUUCAGAUCCCCGGCCAUCCCGCAGGCAUGUUGAGAAGCUGUCCACAACCCUUGAUGAAUACCGGAGUAUUCUGUCCAAACUGUUCCCCAAUAUUGCCCCAGAGUCUCUCGUGAACUUGUCACGGGAGAAGCUGCUGGAGUUGGCGACGGGGACCUCUUCGGCAGCGUCGCUGGCCCAGGCACCGCAUUCGUCGGCAGCGACGCAUCAGGCCCCCCAUCCGGCCUCACCGGCCACAUCGGGCUCGGUCGAAGCCCAUGUGUCGCCUCUGUCAAAUGAGGAUGACAACCUCGAGUCUCUUCAGAGUAUGCCAGAAGAGCUGGACGAAAGCCGUCCCAAUUCCACUGAUCUGGUGGAGGUGGUCUCUGAUGAUGUGAAUGCUCUCUCACUUUCCGCGAAGCGGCCCUCCUCCUAUCUUGGCGUCUCUUCAAUUCAAGCGGUGCUGAAAGUCAUCGUGUGGCUGGAUCCGGGCAGCGCAGCCCACUUCUCGAGAACUCCACCUACCCAUCCGCGGGACCGCGGCAGUAUUGACUAUGAUAUCCCCUCAGAGUGGAAUCAUGGCGAAGGGUCGCUGCAAGGGAAUCACUUCAUCCCUCCGACCGAAAUGCAAAUGCUCGAUGCCUAUUUCUUGCAUUUCCAGGCCUUUGCGCCCCUGAUCGAUGAGCAGUCGUUUCGUGAGACCUACAUGACCGGCCAUCGGAAGGAUGACCACUGGCUGGCAUUGCUGAAUAUCGUCCUUGCACUCGGCAGCGUGGCUGCCUCCACGCCCGAUGAUCACACGCAUCAAACAUAUUUCCUACGAUGCAAAAGUCAUUUGAGCCUCAGCUCAUUAGGGAGCUCUCAUCUGGAGACGAUCCAGGCCUUGGGUCUUAUUGGAGGCUGGUACUGCCACUACAUCAUGCAGCCCAACCUCGCCUACUCGCUCAUGGGCGCAGCGUUGCGGAUGGCUGUUGGACUGGGUCUGCAUAAAGAGUUUGCCGAGAGUCGGCAGAUUCCAAGUCCCAGCAAACUGGCCUCGAUGGACCUGAAACGUCGCGUGUGGUGGUCCCUGUUCUGCAUGGAUACCUGGGGAGGUAUGACACUGGGUCGACCCAGCAUGGGCCGCUUCGGGCCCAACAUCACAGUGCGGCCUCCGAACUGUCGGGAUAAGGACACUGUGCUGGAGAUCCUCCCAUUGGUGGAAAAUAUUCGAUUUGCGAAAAUUGCAACUCAAGUGCAAGAAUCUCUCGCAGCGGCUCCACUGGUCAAACAUCAGGAGAUGGCCCACGCGGACGCACAGCUACUCGACUGGUGGGAAAACCUCCCGCCCGUACUUCGGGAUCACGACGCAUGUUCCGAGUCCAUCAGAACGGUCCGGACUGUCAUGCGAUGGCGAUACUACAAUCAGCGCAUGCUGCUUUACCGGCCUACACUCUUAAGCUAUGCGAUGCGCCGUGUACCCUACAUUGCGCUCCGAGCUGAGGAGCGAACGGCUAUCGAGAAAUGCCGCGAGGUGGCCGAACAGUCCAUUGCGGAUAUCGCUGCUACCGCACAGCUCAAUCAACUUUGCGGAUGGAAUGCAGUCUGGUGGACCUUCCAGGCGUCUCUCGUUCCCCUCGUGGGUCUUUUCCUCAACGAUCCGACCGCCGAUGACCCCCGAGCAUCCAUCGAAUCUUGCCAAGCACAAGUCGAGAUGGGAUUGGCCACCCUGGCACGUAUGCAGACGUUUGGUCACACGGCGAAGCGGUCACUUGACUCCCUUGCCCGCAUUUACGAAGCCAGCAAGCGCGGGCAGGAUUUGUCGGGCUCGAGCAGUUCUGGCUCACUCCCCAGCAAUCUCUACCCUGCUGGCCGCGAGCCCAACAUGAUGUUUUCGCCACCUGAACCGGCCCGCUUGAAUAUGGCCAUGGGCGAAAAUGGACCCCAAGACCCGCUGGCCCCGAACUUUGUCGACGAUUCGGGACAGUACUUAUGGGAGUACCUCAGCUGGAGUGACCAAAAUAUGUGGCCAGGGAUCUCAGACGUCGAUGCUCGCAGCGAGGCCAUGGCCCUGCUCACACCUGAUCACGAAAAGGGCCCAAAGUUUGGAGCCCAUCCGUACUUUGAACCCAUUCCUGAUUCUUACUUUGCGAACCCCCCUGCAUUUUACCAGUAG